AUGGUGAACAUCUGGACGUCUGCGCUUCUGGGCGCCUCCGCGCUGAGCACGUACGCUGGAGCCCAACAACACGGCGAUACAACACAACUACUCUCGUACGCCAACGUCACGUCUCUCCUCGACACCAUCAUUGCUCGCGGGUACAUGAACGUCGGCACAACAGGAGACUAUAAACCGUUCACGUACCUCGUGACAAACCAGACCACUCUGCCAAACACAACGGCGAUCAAUACGACCUACAUUGGCGCCGACAUCGACGCCGCGCAGUCGCUGUCCAACGCCCUCGGCCUCCCCAAACCUCCCCGCCUGGUCGCGACAAAGUGGGCAAACAUCACGAGCGACCUGUCGGCCGGCAAAUUCGACAUCGCCAUGGGCGGCGUCAGUCUGACCCUCGCGCGAGCCAAGACCGCCUUCUUCUCCACCGCCAUCCAGAGGGUCGGCAAAACGGCGUGCAUCCGCUGCGCCGACGCGGACAAGUAUACCGACCUCGCGUCGCUCGACCAGGCCGGCGUCAAAGUCGCCGUCAACCCCGGUGGGACCAACGAGGCGUUUGACAGGGCGAACCUCAAGUCUGCGACGAUUGUCAUGGUGGAGGAUAAUAAUGCCGUGUACCAGGCGGUUUUGGAUGGCUCGGCCGAUGCCAUGAUUUCUGAUCUCAUCGAGGUCGAGUUGCAAGUCAAGCUACACGAGGGCGAGCUGUGCAUUGCCAACCCGGAUGAGCCGUUCAACUUUGAAGAGUUGGCGUAUGCGGUCCCUAGAGAUAUUGUGUGGAAGCAUUUCGUCGAUGCUUGGGUUCAUGUUCAGCUUGGCAGUGGUGGUUGGAAUGGCACACUCGAGAAGUGGUUGAACUACAAGUGGCCGAGUGUAUGA
Colletotrichum orchidophilum is the source of this 870-nucleotide messenger RNA. Its product is annotated as bacterial extracellular solute-binding protein, family 3. The record is from RefSeq and is a predicted model, not a curated record. Bases 1 to 870 code for a protein of 289 amino acids. NCBI's taxonomy places the organism in Eukaryota, Fungi, Ascomycota, Sordariomycetes, Glomerellales, Glomerellaceae. The transcript has a single exon.